CGGGCGCUUGCUCGGUUGCUUUAGGAGGCGAAAUGGCUGCGGGUGCCGGAUGCUGAGGAGGCAGUCAGGUGUUUUUGAGCUGAGUUGCAUCAAAUACAGAGAUUGGUAAAAUCAUGGAUACAUAUGCCAAGGCUCAGGGCAAUCGAGUGAAGCCAAGGAUAUCUGUGAAAAAGACUUCUGGUGAAGGUGUACUACAUUCUAUGAAGUCAUUGCUACAGAGCAGAAAGGAGUUAUGCAGUGUAUCAGCAGAAGAGUGCUUAAAUCAGGAAGAACAAGUUGACUUUCUUGAGAUUACAUUUAUUGGUUUUGCUGAAGAGACUGGUACUGCUCAUUUGCAGGAAUUGACAGCUAUUUCUGUAGAGCUUCCAGAUGUCCUGAAAUCGCUUCAGUUGUGCAAACUAAAAGAAAAUGAAGUUAUAUUUCUAAAAGGUAUAAAGAAAAGCUUGGAAAAACCUUGUAUCAUGAAACAUCAGAAUCAGCUUCACGAAGUUCUUUGUGUGGUGAGAUUGUCUCCUUCAUUCCCAAGGAUCAAAGCUGAUUGUGUAUUUACCUUGCUGAGCAAAUAUACUACAGGUGUAAGAUAUGCACUGGAAAUAAAUUCAUUGCAAAAACAUCAAACAGAGACAUCCCAUGCUGAAGAUGAUGAUACUAAUCAAUCAGUUUCUUCAAUUGAAGAUGAUUUUGUCACUGCUUUUGAACACUUGGAUGAAGAUGAGCCUUCAAAGAUACAAAGUGUUGGGACGUGCAACUUUAAUUCUCGAAACCUUCGAGAUGUUGCUUCACAGACCCUCUCUGCUCAGUGUUUAGAAGCCGUUGACUCAAAAAUCCUCAUGGGUUCUGUACAUCGAAAGUCAUCUGCUAGAUCUUCUACUUUGAUUAAUAUUUUGGGACUUAAGGAACUGUCCUCAGUAAAAAAUUCAGUUAAAACCUCAAUUUCUGAUCCUUGGAUACAGUGGAGUUUCUACAAGCCAUCUAAUCCUUCUGAUCAAGGUGUUAAUUUUCUACAUAAAACAUUAUUUUCCUCCUCUCCAGCAGAAUCUUCUGAGUCAGAUUGUUCCAGUCCAAGCCCUAUUAUCUUUUUAGAUGAAGAAGGAUAUCAAAAAAGCUUGAAGGCAAAACUUCAGCUGCCAAAAAUUCCAGUACUGAAAGAUGGCAUAGAGGAUUCAGACUCAGAAGUGAGUGAAUUUUUUGAUAGUUUUGAUCAAUUAGAUGAACUGGAACAAACCCUAGAAAACACUUGUAAAGUUAUUAGGGAUCCAGUCCAAGGGAAUCCUCCUCAGAAAAGGAGGACUGCUCGUGAGCAGCUAUGUUCUGCAAGCACUACAAUGAAUCCUCAAAAAUUCAAGUGUGAUCGUCCCACACUUCCAGCCAAUGUAAAGAAACCAACUCCUCGUAAACCAGAAUCACCGUACAGCAGUGUCUUUGAUGUUCCAGAUUCUCCUCGCCCAGUUAAAACAGGGGAAGAGAAUGGAGGUUUGUUCAGCCCUAUUAGAUCGUCAGCUUUCAGUCCACUAGGGAGCUGUGGUUCUUCUGAAUGUUUGUGUCGGUUGAAUCUUGGUGGAGAUGGGACAGGUCAAAAUCACCAUGAUGCACUUUAUAAUUCUUUCUCAGAAUAUGCUGAUAGUUUUUCAUUUGAAAUACUAGGUUCUGUUCUUCAUUCGGAGUCUUCAUCAGAACGAUUAUGUGCAGGAAAUGAGUCCAAAUGCAACAGAAUUGAUUUGAAAGGAGAAAAAAGUCAAACUGCAGAUUGCAGAAUGAAAACUGGCAAGGAGCCAGAUAAGCAAGCCAGAUCGAAAUAUAAAUCAUUAAUGAUUAGAGAUAGCAUUCAAAAACUUGCGACUGAAUUGGUUGAAAAAAGUUUUGGUAGUGCGUUUAAAGAUCUGCAAAAAGGCGUUUCUUCAUGCACCAAUGCACUUUGUCAUUUGGCUGCUAGAUUGACUUCUUCAGUCUUUCAGAUGGCUUUUUAUGAGAUUGGAAGACGUAGAGCAAUUUCCUUGAAGGAGCGUGCCAUUAAUGGGCUGGCAAGCUUUUUGGUGAGUGAAGCUAUAACUGGUGCUUUGAAAGAGCUGAGCCAUAUAAAGAAACAAAUAUUCACUAACACAGUUGCACGAUUUGCAGCAGACCUUGCUGAAGAACUUGUAUUUGAAGGAAUCAUGGAAGUAUGCCAGUUUUCAUAUCCGUCAACACCUACAGCUGCACAACCUUCGUCAUUUGAUUUUGAAGACAAAGUGGUAAGAUCCUAUGCCAGAGAUUUAUCUGAAUCUGUCAUUCAGGAGGCUUUUAUUGAACUAUCUCAGGUUGAUGUGACCUUCACAACACAAGCAGCCAUUAGUGUUUCCAUGGACAACAUUAAAUAUGUGAGCGCAGAAAGUAUGUUACAGUCAACCCAGACUUCCACAGCUUUUCCUAGUUUUAAUGAUAGAGUAGCACUGAAUCUCAUACAAGAAUCCAGGAAAGAGUAUACAGUACAGCAUGCUCUGUUUUGUACUUCUGGAGUUGUAAGUUCAAUCCCUGUGCCCUUAGCUGGAAGAGCUAUUUGUCAGCAUCAAGUUUCUUCUGAUGUUUAUAAAGCAAAAGCAGGGACUGCUUCAAACUGUGGUGGCAAAACAAAAGUGUAUGAAGACUCUACUCAUUCAUUAUUCACAACAAGAAAGAGAGAGGAGGAAGUUGCUUCUUUCAGAAAUAUAUACCUAGCUUCAGAUUCCAGUCAAAGUACUGAAGAUAAUCCAUCACUUUUACAUAACCAAAAUGAUACCAAACAAGCAAAUAAUAGAUCUGAAAUGAAUAAUAACUUAGAAUUAACAAAUGGAUCAAAAGGCAUCAGUAGUUUCUCUGGAACAAUGGUAGAUAUGAUUGUAAAUGAAACCUAUGAAGCUAUAACUUCAUCAAGGGUUGCAAAAGCAGUGGAAGAUUACACAGAUUUUUUAACUAAAAAAAUAGAGAAAAAGCCUUAUUUGCAAUGCAUUGGUGAAGAUUUUCCCAAGAACAUGUUUGCAGACCACAUGGCCCAGUAUAUCAUAAAACGAUCCGUGGAUGAAAGUAACAGUGUGGUAUCCAGCAGCUGUGAUUAUUUAUCAUUGAAUAUGGGCUCACAGACAUAUGCAGAUAACAGUAGAAAAGAAGAAUAUAGCAUGGUAAGGAAGCAAGAGGCUGAGAAACAAAAUAAUGUUCCUAUAAUUGUUGGACAGCAACAGAUGCCUUUGAAUAAUCCAUCUAAAUUUCUUCUUACUCCAGCUCAUUCUGCUCAGUAUUCUUCAGAAUCUAAAGACAGUUGGCAGGAACAAAAAGGAUGGAGGUUUUUGUCAAGUUCACCACCACGAUGUUCCACUGUGACUUUUCCUAAGCAUGUUCCAGAAGAUUUUAAUGACACAGGAAGCUGCUCAAUAAAGUGCUUAAAUAAGCCCUCAAAACACUGUGACACUCAGAAAACAUCAUCAGGUUUGCUGACUUACAGACAGGAUGAUAGUUGUCUGCAAGCAAGUAACUUUUCAGUUAUGUUUAAUAGUGAAGAUGCUUUGCAGAUGGAAGACAAAUCAGCUAACAAGGAUGGAAAUACCUGUGCAAUGCCUGAUACACCCCCACCAACUCCCUUGGUACAAUGUCAAACUAAUUCUGAAAGGAACCUAAGAAAAUUAUCUAAGAAACUUAAGGGAAAAUUAGCAAAGGAAUUCGCACCUGCAACACCGCCUUCUACACCAUACAAUAAUCCAUCUGUUACUAGUUUGUCUGAAACUGAACACGACUCUCUGGAAAAAGAAGAAUUUAUGCUGAAACUCAUGCGGUCGCUUUCUGAAGAAGUGGAAAGUAGUGAAGAUGAAGAUGAUUCUGAAAUGCUAGUUGAGAAAGAAGAACAUCCAGAAAAAACAAUACAGUAUGCAGAUCACUUAGCUAGUCAUAUAAUUUCAAUAGCAACUGAAAUGGCUGCUUCCCAUUUAGAUGAUAAAACAAAUGAAGCUGAAGCUAAUAAACAGGUUCAGUUAGGAAUGCCAAACAAAAGAUAUGGGACUGCUGCAUUUAUAAGCAUUCCUGAAGAGACCUGCAAUUCUUUAUGGAAUUAUGCAGGUGAUAUGGCAGGAAAAGUCAUCAAUGAGGCCAAGAAAAUGGUGAAAUCAAGGCAUUGUAACCUGUUGAGGUUGAAGCGAGUUAACUGCCAGGUGGAUUGCCUUUAUCUGAGAAAAGAUGAUAGUUCAAAAGAGCGAUGGGGUCCAGGGCGGGACCAGUGGUCCAGGGAGAGGGAUUCUUCUGUACUUUCUUUACCACAAAGUUUGGGCAUGAUGAGUUUGACUUCCAAGUACCCAAGCUGUGAAAGUGUGACUGAUGAGUAUGCAGAUCAUAUUAUUCGAGUUUUGAAAAGAGAAGGUGGUAAUGCUGAAUUGUUGCUGGAUCAGUACGCUAGUAGACUUGCUUACAGAUCUGUAAAAUCAGGCCUACAGCAAGCUGCUAGGAAAACUAAAUGGAGGUACAACAGAAAGACACUGCCUGGGCAAAAUGCAGAGGUCAAUGGUAAGCUGGAGCUCUUCAGAAUACUGAAUAAAGAUUCACUACAGCGAGUGAAAAGCAGCUUUCAUCACUGUGAAGACCAAACUUGCGAAAGGAAUGUCUGUACCCAGAGAGCGGAAUGCACAGAGUUGUUACGCUUUUCAGAAUCUCUUGCUCAGAGUAUAACUUGUGAUGUCAGGAAGAAAUUAAAAAUGUCAGGAGCGUGUUUGCCCAAAUCUUUGACAGAUUCUUGUCUAUAUAAAAAGAAUGAAUUUAAUGAAGUCACAGGGGAUCUUAUUAAAACAACAUUUUCUAGGGCAUUUCUUCCUUUCUCCCCAAAUCAUAAACUGUAUCAUAGUACAGGCAGUUUAAAUGAAAAUGGCUACAGUGAAGGCAUAAUUCAAGCUAUAGAACAAUAUGCUAGAAAAAUAGCAGACGAUACUGUAGAAACGAGUUUAGAAUCUGCUGUUCUCCAUGCGUCUGAAAACAGAAAACAUGGGGAUAGACUCUCAUAUGCUGAGAAAUUGUCUCCUUUUUCUGGAACUGUGUGCAGAUGCUGCAGUAUGAAGGAACAUCAGUACUGUACAGAAAGUACAUCUUGUCUACCUGCACAAGAACCCUCAAUUCUAGUGAGGCAUUUCCCUCAUUCUAGGUUGGGUGGUGUCUGUCAAAAAUCAAGAGUAUUGCACCUUGAUAUUCCUAAAAUUCAUAUUGAUGUAGAACAAAAGGCAUUUUUUUCUGACAAGGUGGUUACUGCAGCUGCUGAGAAAGCAGAGAGAGAACUGAGUAACGCAAGUCUGACGGCUGACAGUGGUAUUGGGCAAGAUGGAGUCAGUUUUGCUGAAAGCCUUACUACUGAAAUAAUGACAUCAGCUAUGACUAAUAUUGGUCAGGCAGUUAAUAUAAGCUCUACUGGAAGAGAAGGAUUUCAUUCUGUUGAAUCUAUUGUUAGCCAGCAGAUGAGUCUGAGUAUUGGUGAUGAUAGCACUGGCAGUUGGUCCAAUCUAAGUUUUGAAGAUGAACAUCCUGAUGAAAGCAGCAGUUUUCUUCACCUCAGUGACAGUUCAGCUGUGUUCUCUUCUUCUCCUGGCAGUAAUGGUAACAGCAGUAGCUGGAGCAGUCUUGGUUUAGAAGGGGAUAUGUAUGAGGAGAAUUUAUCCUUUCCAACAUCAGACAGUGAUGGAACGGAAGAUAAAGAUGAAGACUCCAAGGAUGCGGUAGAAGGUAUGGAGCAAAUAAGAAAGACAUUAGCAAUAGUGAAUAUUGAUCUGGAACCGAAUAUAGUGGAUCCCCAGCUCAGAGCAGUACUCCAGUGGCUGGCAGCUUCUGAAACAGAGGUGUCUGACCUUCAUUUUCGUAACACUGCUACGAAGGAAUUUGUCUUUCUUUCCAGAAGACUACGAGAAAGAGAUUGGAAAGUAGGAGAUCUCUUGCAAGCAGUGCUGAAGUACUGCGAAAUAAUAGAGAAGGCAUCUGAUGGAGAACAAGUCCUAAAUAAGUCCAAAGACUUGGUUGGUUGGCUUCUGGAAAAUGUCUGAAAAAUCCAAAGAUGCAACAUUCUUUGCUUCAUUCUCCUUUCAAAAGAAGAUAAGAAGAUUGCAGAUAUGUAAUAUAAAAUUUAACUGAUGAAUGUUCUAGUAAUUGUCAGUAUUUAAAAGACUUUGAGGUGAAAGUCAAAAAUAGCUGUCCUGUGCUUUGUGAUACUGUGUACAUGAUGUGUUUAUCCAGUCCGUAAUCGGUGUUGUCCACCCACACAUAACUUGUAUUUACUACUGUGUUCAGGCCAUUGAAAUAGUUUAUGAAAAUAUAUUUGUCUGUGCUAGUAGUUCGGAGGUGACAGUGUGAUAUUCAGGAUUUCCUCAAUGCCAAGGUAGCUCUCUUUCCUGUUUUGAAGUGAGCUAAAUUCACAGUGGGACUAAGAAUACUGAUGAGGAGAGCUCUAGAAAAUCUUGCUGCAGACCCUAAAGAAAUUACUGCUCUUUGUCAGGUGUUACAUGCCUAUGGGCAGCAUUGGCAGGAGGAAAGCUGUUACAGUGCCCAAGGAGCCUCUUAAUACUAGCUUCAUAGUUGCCUUUGUCAAGCUUAACUUUAUGUGCAAUUCUGCACUAAAAUCAUUGAGGUUCACCUAUAUGUUCUCUUCUGUUGACUACUGUAGAGGGAUAACUAUUGGCAGCAGGGCAGAGUGGGUAGCUGAAGAUAACUUCCUAAAUCUUGCUUCAGCAAGGUUUGCUAAACCUUGCCUAUCAAGUUUAAAUCGCUUUUUUUUUUCUUACUAAAGCUUUUUGUUUGUAAGUACUUCUGUGACAUUAAUUGUGUGUCUGAAGAAUUUGUAUGUUUUUUUUCACACACUGAUAGAUUAAAAGUAGCAAACAGCUUUUUCUUCCUAUGAGAAUAUUGGCUAUCUUUUGACUAGUCUGCUUAUUUUUCUUUGCCUCCAUAUAUAAUUUUUCUUCACUGAAGAGAUAACUUUGUUACUUUGAGCACUUCAGAGUUAGUGAAGAGAAAAAGUUAAUUAAGACAUCAAGGGGAAAAUUGCUGUAAAUUGAUUUUUCAUUUUUCUUUACUACCUUUGCUAUUUUCUUUAAGGCACUUUUAAUCGAGUUGUUUUAGCAGUCUGAUCUAAGUUUUGUACCAGUGUAUGCUGGUGUACAGUGUACCACUGUACCAGUGCUGCUGACCUGCAUUUCCAUUAGAGUGGGACAUAUUUUGUGGUUUGAAAGUGCUUUGGGAUUUUUUUUAUAUGUCCUUUGAGAGAAAAAGGCACUUGCUGGUACUUAGUGUUGCCACUUCAUGCAAGUUUUCAUAUCACUUGCAAGAGAAUCAUGUAGUCUCAUUUAUUUUGGAUGAACAAAAGAAUUUUAAUAGCUCUUUCAAAGAAAAAUAUACUGUUGAUAGGUGUGCAAGUCUCCUGGCUUGGGAUCAGACCCUGAAAAAUGGAGUCCAUAAAUCUCUUUAUGAAUUUUUGUAGAAUAUAUACAAUUCUGAUCCUCCCCACCCAGCCCCAAAAUUACUAUGAGACAUCACACUGGUGAACUCAAUCGCACUCUCCUUGUGCAAUGUCUUUGUUUCAGGAAGACAUCCCACUGAUCAUUAAGGGUAUUUCUUUAGGGACCCGGUAUGUUUUAGUCCUUCGUUUGUGAUCUGGAUUUGAAAGGGAGUGCUGUCUUGGACCUCUCAAAGUUUAUCUUUCAAACUGAAUUGAUUUUUUUUAAAGUAUGUAUGUGCACAUGUCCACACGUAUACAUUUGUAUAAGAUCUCAUUUACAUGGACAUAACCUAAAUCUUUAACAUAGAAUUCUAUAUUAUGUUCAUAGUUCAUUACUUCACCUUUAUGUAUCAUUUCCCUGAUUGAAAGACCUGCAUGUGGCAUGGGACAAGUCAGAAUGAAAAACAUCACAAGUUAUUUUGCCUCGUUGUAGGCAAUAUGAUGUUUUAAGCACCAGGAAUUAGUUAUCUUUAGAGCCUCUGGGCAGGGGCAGCAGGGGGAUUCUCUUAAUUUCUGUAUUUGGAAGAUGGAGCUAGUAACAAAUUUUGAAGAGUUUUACAAAAGCUGUCUUGUUUUUUCUGUUUGUUUAUCUUCCACACUCUAUUCUCUUUUCCUUCUAAAGGAUGUAGACUUUGAGAAUGUUGAAUUUCAACUUUUGUUUCAGAUAAAAAUUUGAAACCAUUUUCUGCUUGUAACAUCUUCUGUUUAACAGAGCAAUGAUGUACUUGCAGACGUAAAUUUAAAGUUUAAAUGACAAGAACAUAAAAUGCUAAGAACAUGCCUCAAGGCUAAACUUUGCUCUGGUGUUUGAUUGCUUACAUUUCCACCAAAAUGAAAUUUCAGGAAAUGAAGAUACAGUGGAAUUACUAUAAUGUUUCUAUACACGUCCAAAAAUGAGAGAGAGAAAUUCUCUCUUUGCACAUUAUAAAUGUGCAAAAUUAUCUAUAAAUAGGUUUUAAGAAAUCAGAAAGGUUUUCACUGAUAUAUUCGAUAUGUUAGAUUUUAUAAAGUUGGUUUGCUUUUUUCCUCCCUCUUCUGGAGGAAAGCAGAACACUGCAAUUCCCAAAGCUUACAAUGAUAUAAACACUUAAAUAGAAAAUGGUUAUGGUGAAUUUUUUUUUUUUUAAGAAAAGGAAUGUUGUUUUCAGACUGGAUAAAAUACAUCAUGCAACUCUAUUGGUGUUAUAUUAAGGAAGAAUUUUGAUUUAUUAGCUUCUGAGGAAUGUAGCAGAAUUCCCAAAUUUACUGGAGAAAGAAGUGUUGUAAAACUUUGAUCUUUACUUUCAAAAACUAGCUUCCUACACAAAUUGUUUUACAUUUGUGUUCUUUAGGCUUUGCCUUUUUCUUCUGUUAGAUACGAAAAUGGGAAAAACAUUAAACCAGUUUGGCACACUUGUUACUAGAAUUUAAUAAUUGCAAUAGUUUGUGGGAAGCAUUAUACUGAUUAAAUCUAAUUAUUGUCUGUUAUUAGUAAGAAAGUUAUUUUUUGCUGGACUGAAUUUUGAGUUACACCAUUACUGAGUUUAUUUAAAACUCCUGGACACAAAUACAGAAGUGUAGAUGAACUGUAAAAACAAAGGGCCAAUUUUCAGCCUGUUGAAAUCAGGCAAAUCUGCUUUAUAAACAAACAUAAUAAAAUAGAAUUUGUCUCAUCUUGCAUUUUUUUAUAUAUGGGAAACCUGACUUGGAAAUAUAAUUUCCAGUUUGAGAAAAAUAUUUAUUAUUCGAGAAAAACAACCUUUUCUGAAAUACUUCAUAUAUGCAUUUGUUAUUCUGUAUGAUGGAAGUGUUUUGAUAUGCUUUGUAAGGUGCUGUAGAAAAAGCACUUUGAAAAUAGUCCCUCUGUAUAUCAACACUAAAAGUGACCAUAACAUCUUUGAAGCACUGAGAAAGGGGUACAUGAAUAAUACAAAAAUGUGCAUAAAGCCUUAACGUUAUAAGAACAGAAACAUAUGCUAAAAUUAAGGACUAUCUGCUGUCUCAAAAUGAGGAUGUGAAAAAGCUACGGCCACGUACUUAAAUGUAAUUUUCAUAGUAACUUUGUUCUUGAGAUUAAAAAGAUUGUGUAAAUUAAGAAGAAAACACACACACACACAUUCCGAGACUAAUUAGGUCUCCCAAAGGUAGUAAAUGUUACAUUUUCUAAUGUAACUUUGUAUGGGACCUUUUCUAUAAAUAGAUGCACGUUGUUGGAGAUGGGAACACAGUACAUAGUAAACACUGUCACCAGCUCAAAAAGAAAUAGUUUUACACAGGUGAUCUGCAAAGAAAAAUACAAGUUUCAGGAAUGAUCUUCUUUUUAGUGUAAGAAUUCUAGCUUUUCAGCAAGAGCCACUACUGUCAAGCUUUUACUGUACUUGAGCUCUGAAGAGGGAAGUACAGAGCCCAGCCACUGUAGUCACUUUAUUUUGUACUGUCUUUGUACAUUCCUAUUGUAUAGCUGGAGUUGUAGUUUUAGAGGGCCUUUGUUCUGUUGUAAUGUCUGAAUAAUAUUUAACACUAACAUUUAUUAUAAUUUGCUGGAACUUCUGCUUAUUUGUGCAGUGUUACAGUAAUUCACAGCCCAGUCGGUGACGCAAUUGUAUACCAAAAGCAGUUUGAAGAACUGUAAAUGUUUAUGUAAUUGUACUCAAUGAAUAUGAAGGUCUUGUACUGUAUAAUGGUGAUAAGUGUUGCCAUUUUAGUAAUUUAACAGUAUAUUCAGUUUUCAGAUUAUGAACCCCAGGUUGCACUAAAUUUGUCCUUGUUUUAGCAGUGGCUUAAAUAAAACACAUUUCACUGGC
This is a messenger RNA of Rhea pennata, 10248 nucleotides long. It is a transcript of the gene AKAP11, whose product is annotated as A-kinase anchoring protein 11. Gene Ontology annotation, molecular function: protein kinase A binding. The transcript is spliced from 12 exons. The coding region runs from base 114 to 6017 and encodes 1967 amino acids. The record is from RefSeq and is a predicted model, not a curated record. Gene Ontology annotation, cellular component: cytoplasm. Lineage: Eukaryota; Metazoa; Chordata; Aves; Rheiformes; Rheidae.